Messenger RNA from Diabrotica virgifera virgifera (western corn rootworm), 11629 nucleotides. Its product is annotated as dynein axonemal heavy chain 7-like. Gene Ontology annotation, molecular function: dynein light intermediate chain binding; dynein intermediate chain binding; minus-end-directed microtubule motor activity. The record is from RefSeq and is a predicted model, not a curated record. Gene Ontology annotation, biological process: microtubule-based movement. Gene Ontology annotation, cellular component: dynein complex. The transcript is spliced from 7 exons. The coding region runs from base 1 to 11622 and encodes 3873 amino acids. NCBI's taxonomy places the organism in Eukaryota, Metazoa, Arthropoda, Insecta, Coleoptera, Chrysomelidae.
AUGAAUAAUAAAAAGAAAGUGAGUUACCAGUUUUCAAAAAUACCCAUGCUCCAAGUAGAAAAGCCAAUAACGACGAAUGUAACAAGAGAGUUCAAUAAAAUUUUGGGUAUUCGAAGGAGCACACGAAAGAAAAUAUCUGAUUAUAUGUGUCAAUCUGCUAUCAAAGCUAGAUUGAAAUCUGCAAACGCCUUUGUUUCUCGGAAUUAUUUACCAUUGCCAGUGCGUCCUUUAACAGCCAAAGAUUUUAAAAAACUAUCCGAACAACGAACGGAAAACGAAAUGUCCAGGUUUCAGGAAAAGGCCAUCAGAAAGAGGAUUAAAGCAAGGGGAUUGGAAGACCGGUAUGCAGAUCUUGUGAGUCAGUUUAUUAAAGAGGUUAAAUUAGAUUUUAUUACUAUAGUACACUAUGCAGGUAUGAAUAUGAAAAUCAAAGAUUGUCACCCCGAACAAAAAUUUCAAGUUGCACCAUAUAGAUUCGUCGGUAAAACAGAAAACUACAAAUAUUUUUUAAGUAUUCAGAGACAGUUAAAAACAAAAUGGAUAUUGCACUACCUCUUAGUCAGAAAAAUUAAAAAAGAAUGUGUAAUUAACCUGCCACAUCAGUUUUUUAAAUUACAUUUUACUCAAAUUCUUGAUAUUGAAGAUAUUGAAUACGAAUUUAAGGGACUCACUCAAAGAGCUGCUCAAUAUGUACAAUCUUCAUAUUUAAGAAUUAUUUCUUUUGUUGAGAAUGAGAAACUAAAAAGAAGUAACGACCUUGACCAAUAUCAUUCCUUGAAAACUUCAACUGGAGUCUUAACCCUCCAUAUAAGCAGCAGCAUUAGUCAAACUUUGGAGGAAAUUGUAGAGUUUACUGUAGCUAGAGAUCCAAAACCAUAUCUUUUCCUUGGUGUCACUUUUACAAAUCAACUCGUUUUGGAGCCAACUCCAGAUGACGUUAUCAAAGUUUUCCACAAAUUCAUCGACAAUAUUUUAGCUAUUAAAAAUGAGGUGUUUGAUUUAGAAUCUUCUAGACUCAAAGGCAACAAGAGAAGACCUGUUAAUCUUUAUAUAACAGACGAGUUUGUUACUAGAUGUAAAGAAGAAAUCAAAAAUAACAUUAACAAACAAUUUGAACCAAUUUUAGAAUAUCUUUCUAAUAUCAACGACAGUCUAUCAACUGUAUAUAAAGAUUUAUAUUCUGAAGAAUUUUUUGAAAGUAUAAUGGAUAUGAUUUUCGAAAACGGCUGCAGCAAAAUUAACUUUUACAGGGAAUAUUUGGAUAAGGUUAUGUUUAUUCCAGAUUUUGAGUUUUUUAGGAUCGCAAAAGUGUCUUUUAUAGAUUACAAAAACAAUCUACAUGCUGGGUUGCAUAAAAACAUUAAUCUUAUCUUUGAAAAACUCUCUUCGCAGCAUUUGUGGGAAGUAAAUGACUUGUGUGAGACCUUUGAAUAUAUAAAGAUGAGGGCUCAAACGAAACCUGAGACUACAGAGGAGUUAAUUGAAAUUGGGAAAUUUAUGCUAUAUGUAAGAAAUGAACAAUUCCAAACACUUGAAUGUAGAGUAGGUGAUUCCUUGUCAGCAUUGUGUAAAAUAAUAGAUUUGGGUACCCUAGAGGAUGAACAUAUGCAACUGAAUGCAAAGUCCAUUCAAUGGUUAACUGACAUUAUACCCAUCAUGGAAGAACAGUCAACUACGUUUGACAGCUUAAAAUAUGAUGCCGAAGAAAAACUUCAAAAGGUUGUUGAAGAUGUUUCGGAGCUGGUCAAAAAAGUGUUUCCCCUUUUAGUUAUUUUAGAUGAGAUGGACAAUAUUGAUAAAGUCAAAAAAUCUUUAAAUUUUAUCACAUUACAUAUGAAAAAGAUAAGGGAAAUUGAAACUCAGAUACACUGGAUUAAUCAAGAAGAGGUAACUUUGAGUUUUCCAAAAUCUACAUAUACUGAAUAUGAAGAAUUAAAAAAUUAUGUAUAUCCUUUUCAUCACCUUCUAAACGUAUGUCUCGAAGUACAACAAAACCUAUAUAGUUGGCAAGACGGCCCUUUUGAUAUGCUGGACUAUGACAGUACCAAAGUAACUGUUGAAAAAUAUCAAAAAGAAUUGUCUGAAACCUACAAGACUUAUAGACAAAAAUUACGACAAGCCCAAGAUGACAAUAUAAGUUUAAGAUUCAAAGGAACAGUUGAUGAUCCUGAUAUUCUAAACUGGCCAGCGCCGUUAAAACUAUGUGGAACCGCUUUACGGCGCAUCGAGGCAUUUGAACCAUCUGUUAAAGUUAUGAAGAUUGUUUGCAAUCAUUGUUUGAGAAAAAGACACUGGGAAGCAAUGUCGGAAAUAGCAGGAACUGAUGUUACACCAAAUGCAGGAACAACUCUAAGAAAAAUUAUGCAAGUAGACUUUUUCGCAAAGAUGGAAGAAUACGAAAUUGUUAGUGAUGGGGCCACCAAAGAGCAACUAUUACUAGACCAGCUAAAAGGACUUCAACAACAAUGGGAAAAAGUUAAUUUUACUAUUGCUAAACACAAGAUAUACGAUAUUGAUAUAAUAAUUGAACUGGACGAAAUAGAAACAAUAAUAACAGACCACAAUACGAUUAUACGUGACAUGAAAAGCUCAGUUUUUGUUACACCACAUGAAAUUCAAGUCAACGAUUUCAUUAGUAAAAUUGCAAAGGUCCAAGAAACUAUAAGUAAUUGGUAUAUUGUUCAAAAUAUUUUAUUGAAACUUUAUCCUAUAGUCUCUCUUAAAGAACUUAGACAAAUUAUACCCAAAGAGACCGAACUUUUAGACGAAAUAAUUACCGUUUUUAAGCAAUAUCUUAGUAUAAUUUCAAAAGAACCAAAUGUUAUUAAGGUUAUUGAAGAUUCCGAUAUUGCGAAAGACAUUGUCAAUAGCAUUGAAAACCUUGAAUUAGUUUUUGUUGGGGUAGUUGGUUAUCUAGAUAAAAUGAGAGACAUUUUUCCGCGAUUUUAUUUCAUCUCAAAUGAAGAAUUUAUUAAAGCUAUAUCCAACUCUAAGGAGAUGUUGAUAACAGAACAUUUUCUAAAUAAGCUGUUUCAAAAUAUCCAUCACUUAAAAGUGACUGACAAUAAAAUAGUUGCUGUCGUUGGAAACAACGGAGAAGAAUUAAAUUUCAGAAAUAUUCUAGAAGUAAAUCCUACUUUAGAAGCGACUUUUAAAAAAGUAGAAGAAGAGAUACGCUCAGUCUUAAAAUUGGAGAUUGUAGAAUGUUACAAAGUCUAUAAAGAAUUGAAUCUUAAAACUAUGCUUUCAAAAUAUAUUGAGCAAGUCAUAAGAGUAGCCUUACAGUGUUAUUGGACUGAGAAUAUAAAGAUGGCGUUGUGUAUUAACUCAAACAAAAAUUUAGAAAUAUGUUUAAAUAAUCUAGAAACAUCGUUAUCGGAAAAAAUAAGUUUUAUAAAAGAAGAUGUAGAACACCAAGUGAGAUUAAAAAUAAAAAACCUUAUUGUGACUGAUAUGUAUACUAAAGAAGUUAUUACAAAAAUCUUAAAUUCUAAUCAAAUCAGUAUUUACAACUUUGAGUGGGAAGUAAACUUUAAAUACUCUCUACAGAAUGACCAUGUCAAAGUAAUGGUUAUGAACUCUUGUAUGGACUACAUAUAUGAGUAUUUGGGGAGUGAUAGUUAUAUAAUAACCCCAAAUACAGAGAGGUGUUUCAGAACUCUAAUAAACGCAUACCGGAUGAACUACAGUGGGUUGCUGCAAGGGCAACCAGAUGGAGGCAAAUUUGAAACUGUUAAAGCUCUGGCUGGAAUUUUUGGGAACUUCUUGGUGAAAUUUGUCUGCAAUCAGAACGUAGGAAGUGUAAUAUUAGAAAAAUUUUUAAAAGGUAGCUUACUUUGUGGUUCUUGGAUAUGUUUCGAAAACUUUACAAACCUUCAAAUGAGCGUUAUGUCAGGACUAUCAGAAUGCCUUUUCAAUAUAGAACAAGCUAAGAAACGACAAUUAGGAAGUUGUCUUAUCGGAUCUUCCAAAAUCGCUUUCAGACAAACAAGUUUUAUAGCUAUAAGUACAACCAAUCACUCAUGUGGAGAUUUGCCGGAAAACUUUAAGAAAUACUUUAGAACUAUUACCAUGUUGCAUCCAGACAAUGACAAAAUCUCAGAAAUUGUCUUGUAUAGUGCAGGCUUCACAGAGGCCAGUAUACUUUCGAAAAAGAUUUCUUGUGUUUUUAUUUCCCUGCAAGAUACUUUAUCAUCAAAAGGGAAAUAUUAUUUUGGUUUGAGCAAAUUUAUGAAAAUUCUACGGGAAAGUAAAAAUUUAAAAAUCAAACACCGUUCUAUCAAUGAAAACGACAUUAUAUUUACUGUUUUGACUAAUGUAUUAUCACGGGAAGUAUCAAACGAGAACAUCAAAGAGUUCCACAGCAUUUUACACCAUGUUUUCCCUGGCGCAAUUAUUAUUGGUGAAAAUAAUUCACUGAUGGAAAGACUUAAGACCAUAUGCGAACAUUCCAAUCUUUCCUGGACUCCACAAUUUGGUCUCAAAACUCUUGAAGUAUAUGAAUGUAUUCAAAGUAUGAGUUGUUCAGUUCUUGUUGGAAAAUCUAGCAACAAAACAACAAUUAUUAGACUGUGCCAAACAUUAACGCAAGAUACUGAUGGUGCAAAGUUGAACCUUAAUUUCUUAGUGCCAAAUUGCUAUAACUAUCAGAUUUUAUAUGGUUAUUCUUCAAAUCCGAAUGAAUGGAUGGACGGUCUUAUUACAACGUUGUUUAGAGGUAAUAUUGCUCACAGUUCAACAGAAAAAACAUGGACCAUUUUCGAUGGUGAUAUUAAUCCGGAUUGGAUUGAUAAUAUGAUGUCUAUUUUGAAAGAAAGAAAGUUGUUUUUAGAAUCUGGGGAGAUAUUAGAAAUGAAUUACCUAGACAGAGUUAUUUUUGAAACGGACAGUUUACAAAAUACUACUCCGUCUUUGGUGUCCCACUCGACAAUUAUUUAUAUAGACCAACUCAUUCCAGUCUGGAAAGCAAUAGUAAAUUCCUGGGUUGCAUCAUGCACCUCAGACUGGAUUCAAGGAUUUCAACAGCAAAUUAGUGACAUGUGUUGCUGGGUAGUGCCCCCAUGUCUCGAAUUUUUCCAGAAGUAUUGUCAUCAGCUUUGUCAACUUAGUGAAAUUAAUUUAGUUAAAAAUAUGAUAGCUAUCACGCAACUUUUUUUAGAUGAUGUCUGCUCGGUAAACAAAAAAGAAGAUGACUUGAAGAAUCUCUCAACCUGGAUUCAAGCCACAGUUAUCCAGGCUGGAAUCAUCGGUUUAGGUGCACUGCUAGACACACCAUCGAGACAAAAAUUCGACGAAUUUUAUAAACAACUCUGGAGAGGACAAAUCCAGGAACAUCCAUAUCCAAGUUCAUUUGGAAAAUUAGAAGUAAGCCUUCCUCAUGACGGUUUAAUCACUGACUAUCAAUAUAUUUAUAAACAAAGAGGUAACUGGAAAGUAUAUCAAGACUUACUUAAAAGUGAGAAGAUAGUUGAAAAUCCUUACAUGUAUGACUUUUUGGUACCAACUGCAGACACUAUGCGCUAUUCUUAUAUUCUAACUCUUUGUCUUAAAAACAAGCUACCAAUUUUAUUCAUUGGGCCAAAUUGCACUGGAAAAAGUAUACUAAUAGAAGACACAUUGCGAAACAAAUUUAAUGGAAACAAUUUUGAAGUGUCUCAUCUGAAUUUCAAUACAUAUUUUGAUGCACAAACAACACAAAAGUUAAUUUUGUCUAGAACAAAUAAAAGGAAAGAGGGAACAUAUUAUCCCCCAAAGGGAAAGAAGUAUAUUAUUUUUAUUGAUGACUUGAAUUGUGUGUCUUCAGACAAAUAUGGCAAUUUGGACUGUCUAGAACUACUACGUCAAUAUCUGGAUCAUGAUCUAUGGUACGAUUUUAAAAAUUUUAGUAAGAUAGUUUUGAAAGACGCUAACUUAGUAUCUGCAAUGAGUUUGCUAGACUCUAAUUAUCCACUUAAAUUAAGAUUUUUAAGACAUUUUUAUGUAUUCGGAAUCAACGAAUUUUCUGACGAAACAGUAUCAAGAAUCUUUACUAACACUAUGUUACAUAUAUGGCGGCAAAAUGGUUUUCCUGGUGAUAUAGGUAACAUUGUUAGUCAAAUAGUUGAUGCUACCUUCUGUAUUUACAAAAAAGUUUUGAUGCAUUAUCAACCAACUCUAACUCGCAGUUACUAUCAUUUCAAUUUGAAUGAGUUUUCAAGCGUUAUAAAGGGUUGCACUCUUCUGAAAAAAGAGACGUAUGAUGGAAAUAAAAAGAUAUAUAUUAAGCUGUGGAUUCAUGAAAUCUUCAGAGUAUUUGGAGAUCGAUUAACCCAUCUGGAAAACAACAUUUUGGAAACUGAAAUAAAGAAAGUUCUUGAUACACAUUUUAACGAAUCACUUGAAGAAAUAGGCGAUACGUAUAUCAACAAAAUAGUGCUUAGUACUGUAAAUGAUAAAGAUCAUUUUAAAUAUGAAGAAAUUACUGAUUCUAAAGUGGUAAUAGACUUGCUAGUAGAUGAGCUGAACAAAUACAAUGUUAAUAAUAUAAGAAAACUGAACAUAAUAUUUUUUGAAUAUGCUUUAGAAAAGAUAUUUAAGAUCUCUCGAAUUUUAUCUUUAACUCCAGGCAAUUGUAUAUUUUUGGGAUCAAAUGGAUUAGGUAGAUCUAUAUUGACUAAAUUAGUAUCCUAUGUGUAUAACUACAUAUGUUUUCAACCUACUAUUACACAAAAUUUUACCAUAGAACACUGGAAAAGUGAAUUAAAACUUAUUUUAAAAGAAGCAGGAGCUAUUGAGCAUAAGAGUGUGUUUAUUGUGAAUGAAAGAGAUUUACUAGAAGAAGCUUACCUACAGUAUAUUGAAAUGUUACUUCAAAAUGGAGACAUAUCAGAUAUAUUUAAUAUAGAAGAAAAACAGGAGAUUUUAGAGCUGACUCGGUUGUCUGCCCAAGGAGGGAACCGAAAUAUUGAUAUUAGUUCUUCAGAUGUUUUUCUGCACUUUAACAAGAGUUGUAAACUAAAUUUGCAUUUGGUUUUAUGUUUUUCUGCUGACGGUAAAUCACUUAGAAGAAAGCUGAGGAAUUUUCCAAGCUUAUUAAAGUGCCAAAUAAUGUUUUGGGAUGAUUGGCCUGACGAAGCUUUGCAACAAGUAGCAGAAAUUAGAAUUAGCUCAAUUGAGAUAAUUCCUGAAUAUAAAAGUAAAUCUUUAGAUACAUUUCUUUAUUUUCACAGAGAUUUUCAACAAAUAGCGAAAACUUUAAGAACCCCACUCUAUGUCUCACCAUUAUGCUUCAUACAUUUAAUCAAUAUUUUUAUAGAUAUUUACAAUAACGAGAAGAAUAUUAUAGAAAACAAACGAAAAAGAUUUUCACAAGGUCUGGCCAAACUAUCCUAUGCUUCAAGCCAAAUUUUAGACAUGCAAAAGGUUUUGGCAGAAUACAAGCCACAACUAGCAGAAAUGACAGCUAAAGCUAUAGAAAUGACAGAACAAAUAGCCCUGGAAACUAUUGAAGUAGAAAAAGCUUCUGAAUUAGUCAGGCAAGACGAAAAAAUUGCAAGCGAACAAGCUAUAGUUGCUCAAAUUUUAAAAUCAGAAUGUGAAGCUGAGUUAGCUCAAGCUAUCCCUAUUCUCGAAGAUGCCAUUUCGGCCUUAAAUACAUUAAAACCAUCUGAUAUAACUUUAGUUAAAUCAAUGAAAAAUCCUCCUGAUGCUAUCAAACUUGUAAUGGCAGCUGUUUGCGUCAUAAAGGACGUUAAGCCUGAUAGAAUACCAGAUCCCAGUACUGGAAGAAAAACCUACGAUUAUUGGGGACCGAGCAAAAGAAUCCUCGGAGACAUGAAUUUUCUUCAGUCUCUUAAAGAUUUCGAUAAAGAUAAUAUAAAAGCUGAGAUCAUGGUCAAAAUCAGGAAGGAGUUUCUUCCUCACAAAGAUUUUAAACCACACGUAGUAGCUAAAGCGUCCAGCGCGGCAGAAGGUCUUUGCAAAUGGAUAAUUGCUAUGGAUAUGUACGACAAGGUAGCUAAGGAAGUAGCGCCAAAGAAAGAGAAGUUAGGAAAAGCUGAGAAAGAGUAUGCAGAUACAAUGGCUAUUUUGAACGAGAAGAAAGAAGAGGUUAAAAGGAUUGAGGAAAAACUGGCAGGACUUAAUGCGUUAUUGGAAGAUGCUAACAAGAAACAAGUGAAAUUACAGCUAGAAGUAGAUUUUUGUAAUAGAAAAUUAGCGAGUGCGCAAAAGUUGAUUGGUAGUUUAGGAGAAGAGCAAAUCAGAUGGACGAAGGCUGUAGAAAAUCUAGAGAAACAGAAUGUUCUUGUUUUGGGGAAUAUUUUGUUAACUAUAGGUAUUAUAACUUAUCUUGCACCAAUUGACUUCUCUACCAGAAGUGAUAUUACAGAUAAGUGGCGCCUUCAUAUAUCAAACUAUACCGAGUGUUCCAAAAAGUUCAAUAUAUCAGAAUCAUUUUCCUCCAAAUUAAAGAUCGAUAUGAGGAAACAAGGAGAUUUUCUUCGAGAUGAUUUUUUCCUACAGAAUAUUUUAAUCUACGAUUUUUCCAAACUCUUUUCAAUCUUUAUUGAUCCUGAUUAUCAUGCUAGCACCUGGAUCAGAAAAAUAGAACGUAGGAAUAAUCUUACAAUUACAACAUUUUCUGACGAAGAGUUUUUAACCAAAUUAACUAAGUGUGUUAGAUUUGGAAAGCCUCUAAUGAUACAUCAGAUCAAAAAUCAUAUACCUGCCUAUAUGCACCAGUUUAUUUCUAAAGAUGGAUACACGGAGGAUGAAGAGGAGAAAAAAAACACUUUCAUCUUUAUAAAUGGAAAACCUGUUCUGUUGGAUGCUCGGUUUCGUUUAUAUCUUGUAUGUAACAUACAUCAACCUAAUUUUUUUCUAGAAGUAUUUAAUAGAGUCACUGUCAUUAAUUUUAUUGUCACGUCUGAAUAUUUAAGAAAGCAUUUUUUAAGGAUUGUAACACAGAUUGAGAAGCCUGAAACGAGAAAACUAAAAAAAGAAACGUACAAAAAAAUUAACAAAUUCGAAACAGAGAUCACCAAAACACAAAAUGAAAUUCUGGAGACGCUUUGUGAAUCUGAAGCUGAUAUUUUAGAGGACGAAGUGUCUAUAAGAACCCUAGAAGAGUAUAAGAUUGUGUUGAAGACACUUAGAGAUAAAUAUCAAAACGCUAGGUCUGCCGAAAAAACAAUACAAGAUUUCAUGGACCAAUAUCAGACAGUAGCUACUUUUGUAGCUAAUAUGUACUUCUGUGUGGUUCAAUUAAGAUCAAUUAACCAUAUCUAUCAAUUUUCAUUCGAUUGGUUCGAUCAUUUGUACUAUCAGUCUAUAAUAAACUCAGAAAAAUCGAAAAUUGUGUUAAGAAAAUGCGAAAACAUAAACAAAAAUUUUAUUUACCAGCUUUAUAGACAACUAAACUACUCUUUAUAUGAAAACGAUAAGUUUGUUGUCCUUUUGUUAUUAACUAUUUAUGUUCUAAGAUAUAAAAAGGAGAUUACUGAAGAAGAAAUUUCAGUUUUUCUCAAACAAUCAAAUUUUCGUACUAAUAAAAUUACUGGAAAUAUAGUAAAUUGGGAAAUGUUAAAUGAACUGAAUCAUAUUCCAGCAUUCUUCAAUUUUGUCUGUGAUAUUAGAAUACAGUUUGGCUUAUGGAAAGACUACAUUUUAUCAGAAGAAACCUGUAAAAUACCUGAACCAUGGCAGUCAAAGUUGACAUCUUUUCAAAAACUUAUUUUACAAAAGUAUUUCAAGCCCAAAAACUUACAGCUUGGAAUCAAAAAUCUUAUUAAAGCUGAACUAGGAAGAAAAUUUGUAGAACACUUUCAGUGGACCAUUGAUGAUAUAUACAAUGAGUCUUACAGUCUGUCACCUAUUUUACACUUACAAACAGAGAGCAAUGAUUUUAACGAAAAUCUGUAUAUUCUGCUAGAAAAGAAAAAAGUAACCCACACUUUUCGUUCUUUUUGUAUUAGUGACCAUUCUACAAGCCCUACAGAUAUAUUACUGGAAGAAGCACGCCAGAAAGGCUUUUGGUUGCUGUUUCAAAACUGCCACCUUAAUAAAGGCUGGCUAGAAGAUUUGGAGAAAAAACUUGUUCAAAUGAAUUACGAAAAUACGAACGAAAACUUUCGUUUGUGGCUUUCAGCAGAACCAACUACAGAUAUACCGUUGGAAUUGCUACAAAAUAGCAUUAAAGUUGUUUAUAGUUAUCCAAGCAGUUUCAAGCAAACUGUACAACAUUUCAUAAACAAAAAAUAUAUUUCAGAGUAUUUUAGUACAGGCUGUCCAGGAAAACAAGAAGUUUUUACCAAAUUUCUUUAUGGUCUUAUUUGUUUUCACGGUGCUCUUAUAAAGAGGAGAGUUUAUGAUAGGCUGUUUUGGAAACCUUGUUACAAUGUAAACGAAAAUGAUUUAAAGAUGUCGAUAAGAUUGCUCCAGUUAUCGAUCAAUGAAGCUCACUUUUCCCAUUCUGAUAUAGAAAAAUCGAUAUUUCUAAUAGGAAAUUACCAGUAUGGAACUCAACUAAAUACUUUUUACGAAUCAAAUGUGUUUAAUAACUUAUUAAAUGGAUUUUUAAAUCCAGAAAUAAUGAGAAGUAAGAACUACUUCCUGGGGAAUGUCAGGGAGUAUGGUUUACCAAAGAAAUGUGACUAUUCUGACUACUUGAAACUUGUUCGAAAUCUUCCAGAAUUUGACAACCAUGAGAUUUACGGUAUUAGUGAAACCUUAGAAGCUAUAUAUAGUAGCACUUGUACUAAAACUGUAAUUCAGGUACUAUCAAAUACUAUUUGUAUUAGUGAAGUCGAACAAAUUGAAUACAACGACUUUAAAAUAAUAUCUGAUGUAGAUCAAAUGUUAGUGUCCCUACCUGAACAAAUAGAGGUAACAUCGUGUUCAGAUUAUGUUAUAGAAAGCGAAGUAAAAACAUAUAAUAGCAUACGUAGGAAAAUAAGAGAAACUCUUGUUUUGGUGAAACAAAGCCUCAGUGGAUUAAAGCCAUUAACUAUUGAGUUAGAAAAUAUUUCACUUGAAAUUUUAAGAGGAAAUGUGCCAAAUACAUGGAAAAAAUGGACUUACUUUGGGAGUAGUUCUUUAUCAGAAUUUAUGACCAAUCUAGUACUGAGAAUAAAUUAUUUUAAAAAUCUAACAGAUAAUAACAAUUAUUGGUUAGCUGCUUUUUUAUAUCCCAAAGCACUAUUUUGCAAAAUUAAGCUAGAUUUUUCAUUAAAAUAUUUAAUACCAGCAGAACAGCUUAGUUUAGAUUUUAGAAUAUUAAGGCAUUGCGAGAAUUUUAUCGAAGGAAUUAAAAUAACUGGUGUGUCCGUCACAAAUGCUGAGUGGGAUGCUGAAGAUCAAUGCUUCUAUGAAAUUUCAUCUAAGUUUUACAAUUCGUUUUCUUCUAUUCUACUAACACCUAAUAAUUGUAAAUCAUCUAAAAUAUCUAAAUUCUAUGAGCUUCCUUUAUAUCAAAGCAGCGACUUAAAACUCUUUAUAUAUUGUGUUAAGUUGCAAUUCCUGCAGAGAUAUAAACAUUGGCUCAAACGAGGUGUUAGAAUAGUGUCCCAUGUAUGUUUAACAGAGGCAGAUUCGGCAAACAAUGUUAAGAUUAAAAAUGUUGCUCUUGAAACUCAAUACAUGUAAGCUAUAA